AUGGCGUUCCGCGCGCUCCUCUCGCAACCGCGCGCGGCGAAUCCUUGCGCAGCAGACGCCUCGCGCGUCGCCUCAGCCGCGGCCAGCGGCGCCGGCAGCAACGCGCUGACCUCCUUCCUUUCGUCAGUGUCAACCGACCCGCUGCGGACGCGGCAGCUGCUCGAGGGGUACGAUGUCGCAAGUGCGCUGGCUGGGCCGCCACCUGCGCUGCCGGAGGCUCUUCUCGCCUCUUCGCUGCUCGCCUCGGAGACCCUGGGGCCCGCGGACUCUCCCUUUCCCGGCGACGCCCUCGACGCAGCGUGGAAACAGGCGCAGCAGACGCAGGCGUGCGGGCUCGAGGGCGCCGACGCGCAUGCAGGCGACGCGCCGGCGCUAGGGCGCCCUCCCGACGGCCUUGAGAGCUUCCACGGCCUCGCGGGCCCAGAGACGCUUUCGAUUCAUGCGCCGCCCAGUGGAGAGCUCCAUCAGUUCGGUCACGCGGCUCCGCGCACAGGCCUGCCCUUUGCGGCGCCUUUACAGUCAGAAGAAGUUCCGCGAUACUCCCUUCCGCCUCAUCUCUCGACCCAAGAUUUCGCAUCUGCGGGCUGUGUUCCUGGCGCCUCGCUCUUGCAGCGGCCCGGCGGUUUCUCCUCCACUGUCCCCCCACAGUCCGCGGAGCUGUCUCCGUUUCAUGUGGGGCCCCCCAGCGCACCGGCACAUGGAGACCUGGGCAGCGAGGGGGAGGCUGCCGCCGCGGGCUGGCUAGACGAAUUCCGCGCCUUCGCACACCGCGAAGCCUCCAGUGCUCUCGAGUUCUCUUCUCAGAAGAAGCGCGACCCAGAGGCGCUGCGACUCCUGGCGUCCGCCAGCAGCCCAGAGGGCCCGCUGGGCGAGACGCAGGCGGACCAGACUCGCCCAGCGACGGCGCCUACGCACAGCGCUCCCCGCGCGUCGCCGUUUGGGCCUUUUUCGUCUCCGCCUUUGCUGGCCUUUCCGCACCCGCCGCCGCAGGUUCCCAUUUACGAGCCAGGCGGCUUCUUUUGGGACCGAGACGCGACCGCCUUCUCCUCCGAGGCGCACCGAAACUCGCUCGCCGCCGCGCGGAUCGCCCAACGAGCUGCUGGCAUCCAGCCACGCUCCUCCUUCAACUCCUGUUCUUCCUCUUCUGCGUCCCCUUCUUCUUCCGCUUCGUCAGCGGCGAGCGCCGCGACGGCGGCGCUGGAGCGCGACGCCCAGGCGCGUGGCGGCGCAGAGGCGGAGGCCGGGGGCCCGCAGAGACGGGCGGCGACCUUCGACGCGGCAGCGGCGCGCGACAUGCUCCAGAGCCUCAAGGCGAUGGGUGAAGAAAAGCUGGAGCGCUCCGAGUUUGGGCAUUUCAUUCGGCAGCUGGCGGCGGGCGAACUUUCAAUCGAAGACGGCCAGCUGGUCGACGCGACAGGGAAGCCGGUGGACUGGGAUGCGCAUCUGCGGGCGACGAGGGCCGCGGAGAGACCCAACGCGCAGGCGGACGCGCCCACGAAGGAGGACACGGGAGGCAAAGACGACGGCAGUGCAGAGGAGUGCGCCUCCUUCGAACAGAGCAUGCGCGAACUUGAGCAGGCCUGGACACAGGCUCGAGACAACGGAGAGAUAGACGAAGAGGAGCUUUCUCUUUUCCGCUCGAUCUUCAACACUGCUGAACUGAGCAAGGCGUUUGCGACGUCCGCCGAUGACGAGGCGUCUCUGAUGGAGGGGCUGUGCCCGCACGUCGAUCGGGGCGAAGCCGCGGGAGAUCUCGGCCUGAGGGAGGCAGAGGGCGGCGCGACACCUGCGUUUUCGAAAGACAAUCCGUAUCUCUCUGAACCGGACCCGCUCGCCCGCGCGCUGCGGCUGCUCGAGGAGGGAAAGCUGCAAGAGGCCGUGAAGGCGCUCGAGGCGGAGGUGCAGCAGAACCCAAACAGCUCGGAGGGCUGGCGGCUUCUCGGCGAGGCCCUCGCAGACAGCGAACAGGACGCGGACGCGAUACUCUGCCUCAAGAAAGGCCACGAAGUCGACCCGUACAACCUCGACAGCUUGCUGGCGCUCGGCGUGUCGCUGACGAACGAACUCGACGCGCCGCAGGCGCUCCGCAACCUGCGCGACUGGCUGGCGAACCACGACGAGCUCAGCGCCCUCCCUGGCCUCAAGCGCCCGGUUCCAGAGGACUUUGAAGAGUUGAAGAAGCACGUGAUUUCGCUUUUCCGCGACGCGGCCGCGUGGAAGGGCGGCAUCGAGGGCGAUGUGCACUUAGCGCUGGGCGUCAUUUUUAACAUUGAUCAAAAUUUCAACAAAGCGCUUUUCCACUUCACGGAAGCUCUCAAAUUUGCUUCUGGAAGGCGCGCGGCGAGUCUGUGGAAUAAGAUCGGCGCGACGCUCGCGAACUCGGGGCGCUCGGCUGCGGCGCUGCUCGCCUACGGCCAGACGCUCGCGAUGCGUCCCAAUUACCCGCGGGCGUGGACGAAUCUCGGCGUCGCGCACUCGAAUCUUGGCGACACCGAGCGGGCGCUUCAGUACUACCUCACUGCAUUAUCUCUCAACCCCUUGGCGUCGCACCUCUGGUACUACGUCCGCAGCGCGGUGAUUUCUCUCGGAAAAUUCGACUGGCUCGGACUCGCGGAAAACCGCGACUUGGAAGGUUUGAGAGCGCUCAUGCUGGCAGGGACGGUACCAACGCGAGAGGCGCUUCUCGAGAAGGGCGCGGCACGCGCUCCCCAGGAGGACGCGGAGAUUCUUCAGCAGAUUUUUCAGGCCAUUAGGCAGGCCGCGUGA
Besnoitia besnoiti is the source of this 2766-nucleotide messenger RNA. RefSeq names its product tetratricopeptide repeat-containing protein. The coding region runs from base 1 to 2766 and encodes 921 amino acids. Gene Ontology annotation, cellular component: cytosol; peroxisomal membrane. The record is from RefSeq and is a predicted model, not a curated record. NCBI's taxonomy places the organism in Eukaryota, Apicomplexa, Conoidasida, Eucoccidiorida, Sarcocystidae. Gene Ontology annotation, biological process: protein import into peroxisome matrix, docking. The transcript is spliced from 16 exons. Gene Ontology annotation, molecular function: protein binding.